Sitodiplosis mosellana (orange wheat blossom midge) is the source of this 1876-nucleotide messenger RNA. RefSeq names its product mediator of RNA polymerase II transcription subunit 4 (gene MED4). Bases 773 to 1678 code for a protein of 301 amino acids. Gene Ontology annotation, cellular component: mediator complex; core mediator complex. The record is from RefSeq and is a predicted model, not a curated record. Gene Ontology annotation, molecular function: transcription coregulator activity. Lineage: Eukaryota; Metazoa; Arthropoda; Insecta; Diptera; Cecidomyiidae. Gene Ontology annotation, biological process: regulation of transcription by RNA polymerase II. The transcript is spliced from 5 exons.
AAUAAAAACCAAUGAAUGGUAACGGGAGUAAAUUUUCUUUGGAAAUCGCGUACAAUGUCAAAUAUUGAGAAAUCGUCGAAAAUUCACACUCUAACUAAUCUAAUCUACCGAAAUGAAACCGACUAAACGUCUAAGUACUGAUAACAAAGUGUAUAUAUGUGCCAUUGCGAUGACUGAGUGUGCGAAUAAAGCACACUGUACAUUUCGUUUGAAUGAUUUCAUCGCAACUGAUUUCUGUAAAGGCCAAGAUUUUCAGUCGACACACAUGCAUAAUGUGCACAUUAUGUCGUAUUGGUUAGCGUUUCACUUGUGUUGAGGAAUAAGCUGUCAAUCGUUUUGAGCUGAUUUUACGAAAUCACGCUUGAAGACUCAAACAUCGAUGAGAAAUCCAAUUUUUUUUUUUUUUGCACCACUGAUAAAAAGAAAUUAUUACUUUUUUGCACUGAAACGAAAUGGAUUGAACGAGAAAUGUAGACGACAGUGUUUGAUGUGAAAAAUAUAUCCAAUUUUUGAACUAAAACGAGUGAAAAAGUUAUUCAGUGAUAAAAAUCUAUCAUUUUAAUCUAAAUGAAAAAAAAACUAAACAUUUUACUCACUGAACCAUCGUUGCUCCUUUUGUAUCAAGUGUGAAGUUUUACUUUUGAGCGAUAAUGACAAUGUCCCGACACGAAUUCAAAAAUCGCGCUGUAACAAAACUGGGCAAAAGUGUCUAAGCCUGAAAUUUUGCUGUGCCAUCAGAUGGCGUUCGUGUAAUCCAUUGCACGAAUGACAGAUGAAUGUUCAUUCGUACACAAAACUGGGCUUGUUAGUUUGUCAAUAUUGCCUUCGUCGCUCAGGUUUAGCAUCAGUCUUCAUAAAUUUACAAUUUAGAAACAGAAAAAAAAUCUCAAUAUUGUCAAAAAUGUCGUCUCACAUGAGCACCAAGGAUAGACUUUUAUCGAUAAUCGAUGACUUUGAAAUCAUAGCAAAAGAAUUGAUUGAGAAUUCAAAUGCGCCGAAACAUCAGAAAAUUUCUCAAAAUGAUCACAGUCAACUCGUUGAGCUGCUCAUAUCAAAAGAUGACGAAUUCAAGGAUGUUUUGAAAUUAGCCGAGGAACAGGCACAGAUCGAGCAAAAGAUGACAGCAUUAAAAGCUAAAGUGCAUUUGCGUGACCAACAAAUUAAACGACUUCAACGACGUUUGAAAGAUUCAGAGGAGAUUCUAUCGCGGGCUCUGUUUCAAGCACGUCAAAAGCUGGCGAGCAUAAAUGUGGCAAACAAGAAAUCGGUCUCAUCUGAAGAACUCAUCAAAUAUGCAUACCGAAUCAGUGCAUCGAAUGCUAUCAGCGCGCCAUUGACCUGGCAACAGGGUGAUUUGAGACGACCAUAUCCAACUGAUAUCGAAAUGCGAUUAGGGUUUUUGGGCAAAUCGGAUCUAUCGAAUGUAAAUGGUCACAGUUCACAGAGCCAGAGUGCAACGACCAGUGAUUUUCCAAAACCAUCGGUUGGAGAUAUUCCAAUAGCAUCUCAAAAUCAAUUUGCUUGGAUGCAGUCCGGUGAAUUACAAAUGACUAUGGGCAAAAGUUCGAAUGCUACUAGUGUUCCACUUGAUACUCGAAACCACAAAGAUGCCAACCAGGAUGAGGUUGAGGUUAUGUCGACUGAUAGUUCCAGUUCGAGCUCAAGCGAUUCUCAAUAGAAUUACUCAUAUUCUCCAUUAAAAUACAUAGGGACAUUAUCAUUUUAUUCUUUCUUUCCUAUUUUAUCAAAUUCGGUACAUUUGUAAAUCAUCGCAUAUAAUCAGAUUAGCAUAUUCAAAUUAUUAUGAUAUUUACCAUCUAAUCUAUACCACUAUGACUUGAAAAUAAUAAACAACAAGUAUAAUUAAACAUAAGCA